Periophthalmus magnuspinnatus is the source of this 2744-nucleotide messenger RNA. RefSeq names its product cardiotrophin-like cytokine factor 1 (gene clcf1). Lineage: Eukaryota; Metazoa; Chordata; Actinopteri; Gobiiformes; Gobiidae. The record is from RefSeq and is a predicted model, not a curated record. The transcript is spliced from 3 exons. The coding region runs from base 387 to 1700 and encodes 437 amino acids.
AAGUGGAGCUGAUGCGUCAACCCGGUGAUUCACCCGCGCACAGGGGUGAGGAGGAGGAUAACGACACAGGGAAACACGGGCAGGGAAAACCGGGAGAGAGGGGAGAUCCAGGGGAGGAGGUGGAGGAAGCUACAAAAACCUCCACCGUCAUUCAACCAGUCACAGACCAUGCGCGCGACUUGGCCGCCAAUACAAGACCCGCAACUUUGUAUUGAACAGUAGACUCAGCAGCACCUGAUCACAGCAGACACUUUGUGGACUCAGAAAUACCACUCAAGAUAAAAAUCUACCAGAAUCUACAGAACUGUCGGUUAAUUUUAGCUUUACAGUCUUGAGUGGAUGAACUUCUGAGAGCGCACUGAGGGGAGAUAACAGGAUUUGGAAAAAUGAAAAGGUUUUGCAGAGUUCAUUACACGCAGAUGGUCAUUCUAUUGGCCGUUGCUGUGGCCUCAGCCCUGGAUGCCAGCGAAAGGAGCUCCAUAGAAAGUACCUAUGAGCUGACCAAGUACCUGGAGUAUCAACUGAAGGAGAUCAAAGACGUAUAUCUCACAUACCUGGGCCCACCAUUUAAUGAGAAAGACUUCUCCCCUCCACGACCCAACAGCACCGCCCUGUCCCUGCCCAGCGCUGCCACUCGCCUGGAGCUUUGGCACGGUCUGGAGAACCAGGCUCGACUGGCACUAAACCAGAAAGCUUACUCCAUUCUUUUGGCAGCGGUCAGGGAGUUAGCUCGGUCUACCCUCUGCCCCUCCCUCAAAACAUCACUGCUACAUUUCUGCACAGGACUUGACGGACUGCUGGGAUCUAUAUCUGCGCUGAUGACAACGCUGGGGUACGCGCUUCCAGCCACGUCUGCCAACAUGAGGGUGAUGAGCAGCGACAUGCAGAGGGGCAGAGACCGACCCGCUCCCCUCAUGAGCACGGGCCUGUACCGUUCCAGGACCAGGGCGGAGUCAGGACAACGCGGAAGCACGAGGCGAACACGGACGAGGGUUGUGAGGGGCGACGAAGAGGAUGCUUUGGAGUUGACGAACACAAACAGUGGAGCCGGGAGAGCCGAGAUGCCUGGAGGGAGGAGCGCUGGGUCAAAGGAGCGAGGAAGACGACGGGGGAAAAGGGCGGAGGCUGAGAGAUGGAGCUGGGAUGUUGAGAAAGACAUGCAAAACACAGGCGGCCCAAAGAGAAAGCUGUUGAGUCUGAAUGAGGAGCAAGAAUUCAGCAUAUCACCACCUGGCAUUGAAAUUCAAACUAAUAUUAACUCAAAUAACAACAACGCAUUCAGUUACAACCUCAAUGCGCCAUAUGGAGACACACUCAGAAAGGAAGAUGGAGUUUUUGCAGAGACAGGACUUUCGGUUCUGGUUACAAAUGAUGAAAAAUCAAGUUCCUCUUCUUCCAGACAUCACCGGUCUCCACGCUCGCUCCUCCCUUCAACAAUUCCACCUCCUCUUUCAACUCUCUCCUUGCUAUACCAGUUUGGAGAAGAGCACACCCUACUACCCCAGCCAGUCCCGCUGUCUUUACGAAAAGGGCUGUACUCACCUCCUCAGCGCUCAUCUCCUCCUUCCUCAUCUCUAUCGGUGCGACCCACAAUGAAUGACUUUGCCCGGAAAGUAGAGGGUUUUUGGAUACUUCGUGAACUGCAGAGCUGGUUGUGGCGAUCAGCAAAAGACUUCAAUCGCCUUAAAAAGAGACUCUGAGAAAGAGGAAGGAGAGAGUGUUAUUUUAUUUGCACAAAAUCAAAUAAGACUGGAUAAACUGCAAGCACACAGAAAUUACUGAGUCUUUUCCAACUGGAAGACAGGAAUGAAGGAUGUUUGAUCUUAAAGCCCCACCGUGUAACUUUUUAGCCAAAAAACAGACUAAAAUAUAAACUUUUUUUUUUUCUUUUUUCAUUUGGGACGUUUGUAUUGCACUAGAAAGGUAGAAAAACAUGUAGUUUGAGUGGAUUUGCAUCUCCACAAACCUGACUCUUACUUGGCCUGGGGGAGGGCCUAUUCCACCUUGUUUCCAUGGAAAUGUUCUUCCUUUGGCAAUAAAAUUCCACAAUAUGACAUAAGAACAUAUCAAUCUCCUUGGACAUCAUUACAUCGUUUUAACUAUUUCUAUGGAAUCACUGCAGGUGAUGUGGCACUUCCAGAAAGUUACACAGUGUUACUUUAAAAAGAGUGUACAAAGCCCACAUAUAAGACAUUUAUUUGAUAAACCUCAUUCAGCACAUCCUUAGCUACGCUUCAAAGAUCAACAGAAAUACAGCUGUUGGUGACAGACACACAGGGGUCAAGUGAGUGACAGGCAGCCACACAGACAGAGCAGCCAUUGAUAAAAAUCUGAUUCAGUGACUUCUAAGUGUGAAUCAGCAAACAUUCACAUUGUCCCAAAGCAAGAUGGGAAAAUCGUGAUUGGGUGCAGGACAAAAGAAAAGGAAAUAGCCCGAGGAUGAGGAGCGAUGAGGAGAGAGGAAACAGAGGAAGACCGGAGGAGGCGUGAGUCAAGCGGGUACAAGGAAAGAUGCUGAGUAAUCCAGUCUGCCCGCGUGGUUACAGUAACUCUACAACAGGGCUACACAUGCUGUCCAGACAAAAGGUGGUCACUGUGGUAUAAAACGCACCAUUGUGGUAAACCAAACCUUCAAAAAUAUCAUCAUUUUGCAAAUUUGCUGUUUUUAUUGACACUCCCUCAGAUAUGAUUUCACCAACUGCUUAUUCCACAUUUUCACCUCACCAUUUUAAGUGUAUUUUUAU